Rubroshorea leprosula is the source of this 1165-nucleotide messenger RNA. Lineage: Eukaryota; Viridiplantae; Streptophyta; Magnoliopsida; Malvales; Dipterocarpaceae. The record is from the annotation of a GenBank genome assembly.
CUUUCAUAUUUUCUCCUCUACCAUAGCUUUCUUUGUCCUGAGGCUGCACAAUAUACAACCAUGCCUGUCCUUUUACCAUAUUUUCUUCCGCCCGCUCUUUUCACGGGUUUGCUCGUUUUCCUGCUCAUACUCAAUUCUGAAGCCAAAACCACGAACAACACUCGUCCGGCCAGUCAGCUUUCCAUUGAUUACUACUCAAAAUCCUGCCCUCAAAUUGAGCAACUCAUAGGCUGGAUCAUCUCUCAACAAUUCAAAGAAGCACCUGUCUCUGCUCCAGCAACCAUCCGCCUCUUCUUCCACGAUUGCUUUGUAGAAGGCUGUGAUGGGUCUAUACUCAUAUCCACGAAGCCUGGAAGCAAUGUGUUGGCUGAGAAGGAUGCAGAGGACAACAAGGACCUAAGGAUGGAGGCCUUUGAAACUAUAAAAAAAGCCAAGUCCUUGGUGGAGAGCAAGUGCCCUGGAAUUGUAUCCUGUGCAGAUAUUCUUGCAAUUGCAGCCAGAGAUUUUGUCCACUUGGCAGGAGGGCCUUACUACCAAGUGAAAAAGGGUAGGUGGGAUGGGAAGGUAUCAAUGGCGUCUAGGGUUCCCUCCAAUCUUCCUCACGCAAAUUCAACCGUCGACCAGCUAAUCAAUCUCUUCAGCUCCAAAGGGCUAGCCCUUGAUGACCUGGUAGCGCUCUCCGGCGCACACACGAUCGGGUUCGCCCACUGCAAACACUUCCUGAACCGGCUCUACGAUUACCGGAGCACCAAGAAGCCGGACCCGACCAUCGACCCCAGAUUCCUUAAGGCUCUGAGAAUGUCGUGCCCACAUUAUGGCGGCAAUGCCGACAUCGUUGCUCCAUUUGAUGUCACCACUCCAUUCUUGUUCGAUCAUGCCUAUUUUGCGAACCUGGGGGCUAAUCUGGGAUUGCUGGCCUCAGAUCAAGCUCUGUUUUUGGACCCCCGAACAAAGCCCCUGGUCCAAGCUCUGGGCAAGGACAAGCAGAGGUUCUUCCAGGCAUUUUCGGUGGCUAUGGAUAAGAUGGGGUCGAUGGGGGUCAAGACGGGAAGCAGCCUCGGAGAGAAGCGGAAUGACUGUGGUGUACACGCUUGAAUUCUUCCGAAUCUCUCUCACAAAUUUUUUUUUUCAAAGAGAAAAAAUUCAAGAAAUUAAGUAGAGUAUU